Messenger RNA from Chondrus crispus (carragheen), 1248 nucleotides. RefSeq lists its product as hypothetical. NCBI's taxonomy places the organism in Eukaryota, Rhodophyta, Florideophyceae, Gigartinales, Gigartinaceae. Gene Ontology annotation, molecular function: RNA-DNA hybrid ribonuclease activity; nucleic acid binding. Bases 1 to 1248 code for a protein of 415 amino acids. The record is from RefSeq and is a predicted model, not a curated record. The transcript has a single exon.
AUGUCUGCCCCCAGCCCCGUCCACCUCUACAUUGACGGCGUCCGCCACAAAACCCCCUCCUCCCAACUCGCAGGCUACUCCGUCUUCGCCCCCGCCCAUUCCGUUCGCAUCGCAGAGCCGCUCCCAGGCCACGUCCAGUCCCUCUACCGCGCACAGCUCCACGCCUUCCUCGCCGCUCUACAUCUCAUCCAAGGCCUCCGCGCACGCGCCGCUGUCAUCUGUAUCCACUCUGACUACAUCGUCAAGGCCUACAAGUACCAACUCCGCAAAUGGCACGAAAACGGCUGGCGCUCCGAAAACAACCGCCCCAUUGCAAGUCGUGCCAUUUGGCAGGAAGUCUGGGACAUCUGCUCGUCCUUCGCUGACCGUCGCGUCAGACUCUCUGUCCAAGCCAAGAACCGUGAGACGGACCACAACAUGUACAUCGCAAACCGUCUCGCCCGUCAUGCCACGACCUUACACGUCACAUGCGACCUAUGCCAUAGGACGCACGGACGCCAGUGGGACAGUCAUGAUUGCAAGCCUAUCUGCAACUUGGACGGCUGUCGCCACCGCGUGUUUGAUAACGUCGAGGCGUACAACAAACACGCCACGCGUCGGCACAUGCGCAAGUGCCGCCGCAAGGACUGUGAGGAGAAAUUCUCGACAUUUGUGCAGAAGGAGCUCGAAGAACAUGAGCGUGAGGCGCAUGGUGGUCGAGUGUUUGCUUGCGACUACUGCGGGCAUUAUUUGAAGAGUGCCCGAGGCGUGACACGACACGUCCGCAACAAGUGCAAGCACGCGCCCAUUUGCUCCGGGUGUGGCAAGGUGUUUAAGAGCAGGAAAGAGCUCGAGGCGCAUCACAGGCACAUUGAAGCGUCAGAGAGCAGCGAGUCAAGCGACGGGGAAGAACGGUACAUGACGAAAAGUGCGAUAGGCAGGCUGUAUCGCGGCGUGCAGGAUAGGGAUGAUGACUCGGAGUGGACGGAUAGCGAGCAAGAGGAAGAAUGGAUACGCGCGGCGCGCAAGAGGGCAGGAGGUUUGGAUGGAGGGAGGGGAAAGCAUAAGUGCAAGAAGCAUACGCACAGGCAUCGGUCUCAUCAUGAUGAUCAUGCGGGCGGGCAGCACGUGAUGACGGACGGAGAAGGGCGUGAAUGGGAGAUUGACGAGUUUGAAGGGGUGCGCAGACGUGCUCAGCGGCCUUCGGGCGGGAUGCAUUACCACACCACUUACUAUGAUCAUGAGCACGGUGGGGCGCGCAGCGAGUAA